UAUUGGACUGUUCUGGACAUGCAAAAGUAGAGGGUACUUGCUGCUUGAUGACAGGGUGUGGAUGUUUGCCCAGGCUAAUCCAGCUGGCUCAGGGGCUGAUAACUAUGUAGUAACUCUGUCCUUAACAUCGUGUUUGACAAUCCAUCACAGCCCCCACACGCUUAAAGACAGAGGUCUCUGAGAUUAUAUGAGAUUUGAAUAGUUUUGUUCUCAUGAGCAUGAGUGUGUGUUGUUGUCACGUGACCGCAGUGUUGUUUUCUGUUGAAUUUCUCCACAGGCCUGUUAGGUGCUCUGUGGGAUGGAGUGGUUGCCUUUGGCGGGGUGAGACUUGUGAAUGGAGAUAACAAGUGCUCGGGCCGAGUGGAAGUCCUCCGCCACGAGGAAUGGGGCACGGUGUGCGACCAUGGCUGGGACUACUACGAGGCCGACGUGGUGUGCCUGGAGCUGGGCUGCGGCCUGGCCGAGACGGCCUCCCGCGGGGCCGAAUUCGGUCAGGGGAGCGGGAAGAUCGUCCUGCACCACGUCCAGUGCUUGGGGCACGAGCCCAGUUUGACGCGCUGCGCGGUGGUCCUGCACAGUAACUCCUACUGCACCCAUAAGAACGACGCCGGGGUGAAAUGCUUAGGCACCCUGCUGAUGCCCAGCCUCUCCCUGCUGUCGCCUCACACCGUCUUCACUCCCGGGGAGUCGGUCCGCUUCCGCUGCAGCGUCCUGCUGCGCCACCACCUGUGCGAUUUCCACCUGUACAAGCAGGGGGUGGCCACGCCCCUGGUCACGCAGCGGGCCGACCAGGCCCAGAUCGGCGUGGACCUCACCCUGUCCGACAUCGAGACCUUCCACCAGGGCGGCUACAGCUGCCAGUACAGCAUGCGGGGCGGCUUCCCCGCCCAGCUGCUCAGCUCGCCGUCCAGCAACUCCAUCAACAUCACAGUGGUGGAGCUGAUGACGCCCCAGCACUGGUACAACACGUCCUCCGAGGCCCCGGCUGGCUCCGUCCUCAAGGGCCAGAGCUUCAACAUCACCUGCUUCACCCCCAAGCAGUACCCCGGCGGCUCCUUCCAGCUGCGGCUGAUUCGGUUCAACGGCACGGUGCGCCAGUCGCUGCCCGCCCUCUCCCAGUCGGUCACCUUCACCUUCCCCAACGCCCAGAGCUCCAGUGAGGGAUACUACUCCUGCCUGUACCGGGUCCAGCUGGGCGGACGCACCUUUGUCUCCAGGGAAAGCCAGCCUCUACCUAUAGCCAUCAGAGAUCCCGACCCGGUACUGAGUCCCAUAGUGAUCAGCUGGCUCGUGUCCUGCGUGACGUUUGUCGUCGCUGUCAUCACCAUAAUUAUCGUGGCCAAAGUGCUGUGCAACAAGGAGAAGAAGCCUUCCGAACUGGAGCGAGAGACCAGAACCUGUGAGUUUCCCCCUUUGUCUCAUCACAAGCCUGAAAUCGUGUGGACAAUACUUACGUUGCCUUAUCCAUUAACAAGCUAUGAUGGGACGUCCAGGCAACGGGUGCCGAAAAGGAAGCAGGACCACGAGCGUGUGGACGGUCAAGGGGGCUCCAGCUGCGUCUGUCCUGCAUCCAGUUGA
Messenger RNA from Menidia menidia (Atlantic silverside), 1578 nucleotides. NCBI's taxonomy places the organism in Eukaryota, Metazoa, Chordata, Actinopteri, Atheriniformes, Atherinopsidae. The record is from the annotation of a GenBank genome assembly.